UAUAUUAUCAGACAUCAGACAUAUUAUUCUGUAGCAGCAGUGUUACAAGAAUUUAAAAUUAAUUCAAUUCAAUUCCUUCAAAAUCUAGAUUAAAACUUAAAACUUAAAACUAUGAUUUCUCCGUCACCUACAUCGUUUCAUUCUAUUUUUGUGUCUACAACUAUAAGCUUAGCUUACAAUUGCUUAACAUGGUCAUGAAUUUAGAACUUAAUAAUUAAUAUGGCCUUUUUAUAAUUUAUUAAUAAAAAUCAUAUUUAUUAAGUAUGCAAGCAAAAAAACGAUUCAUAUUAAUUUGGCUUCUUGUUUUACUAUUCAUUUUGGUUAUGUGUUUACUAAAAAUGACUAGAAAACCAGACACUUUGCUCCAUCUGACCUACAAUGCCAAUGAUGUGGAAAAUCUACCAUCUUUCAUGGAUGACUGGCAUCAAAGUUUAGAAGUUGGUCGUCCUCCUGCUGCGAAAACCUAUGAAGCUAGACAACAAAUGCCAUAUCACACAUCACAUAGAAAAACAAACAAGAACUGCAGAAUGGAGACAUGUUUUGACUCUUCGCGAUGUGAAAACGAUUUUCGAGUGUUUGUGUAUCCAUUGUCUGAAUUAGAAACGAGUGGGUUAAUGACUUCAACCCGUAGUGUUUUGUAUCAGAAAAUGUUGGAUAUUAUCGUGGAGUCUAGGUAUUACACAGAUGAAUACACCAAAGCUUGUGUAUUUGUGAUAGCUAUUGAUACUUUAGAUCGAGAUCCCUUGUCUCCAGACUACCUACGUAAUAUUCCUGUGAAAAUGCAGAGACUCAGACAUUGGAACGGUGGCCGAAAUCACGUCAUUUUUAAUCUGUAUUCUGGUUCUUGGCCAGAUUAUAAUGAAGAUGACCUUGGAUUUCAUACCGGAGAUGCUAUUCUAGCCAAAGCUAGUAUGUCAGUCACUAAUAUGAGACCAGGAUUUGAUAUUUCAUUUCCAUUAUUCCACAAAAAACACCCAGAAAGAGGCGGUGAACCUGGUUUUGUUCGUUCCAAUAUAUAUCCUAUUACUAAAAACUAUAAACUGGCGUUCAAAGGGAAACGAUAUGUACUAGGCAGCGGGUCUGAGACUCGAAAUUCUAUUUUUCACUUACACAAUGGAAAGGACACAAUUGUAGUUACAACAUGUAAACACGGAAAAAAUUGGAAAGAUGCUCAGGAUGAAAGAUGUGAUGUUGAUAAUACUUUAUACGAAAAAUAUGAUUAUGGAUCCCUACUUAAAAAUUCAACAUUUUGUCUAGUUCCUAGAGGCCGCCGAUUAGGGUCUUACAGAUUCUUAGAAGCUUUACAGGCUGGUUGUAUUCCUGUUUUGCUGUCUAAUAAUUGGGCUCUGCCUUUUGAUGAAGUUAUAGACUGGAAUAAAGCUGUGAUAUGGGCUGACGAAAGAUUGCUGUUUCAAGUACCAGAAGUGAUUCAUUCAAUAUCAGAAACUAAACUUUUUGCUUUGAGACAACAAACACAAAUAUUAUGGGAACAGUAUUUUAACACAAUUGAAAAAAUUGUGUUUACUACGUUUGAGAUAAUUAAAGAGCGUUUACCUAAAUUGCAAUCUCGGGAUGGCAUAGUUUGGAAUACAUCACCUGGGGCUCUUGUUUCACAACAUUCAUAUACUGAAUAUCUUAAUUUUAACUUACCAUUCAACUAUCAUCUACUGGGUAAACAACCCAGUCCUAAUUUUACUGUAGUAAUAUUCUCACAACAUAACAGUCUAAAUACACCACUAUAUAGAUUAGUUCAUAACAUAGCUGCAAGCAAAUACUUAACUCAAAUAAUUAUAAAUUCAUGUACUGACAACGCUGGAAAAAGUGGAUACCAAAAAAUUGCUGGUAUACAAAUAUUAAUAUCCUCUGGAAAUGGCUGCAGGAGAUUUGAACCAUUGCCAUUUAUUAAGACUGAAGCCGUAUUAUCAUUAGAUGAUGAUGUAGUUUUAACAACAGAUGAAAUUGAUUUUGCAUUUCAUGUCUGGCAAUCGUUUCCUGACCGAAUUGUUGGAUUUCCAGCUAGAUCACAUUAUUGGGACAACGGCAAGGACUCUUGGUUAUAUACAUCAAAAUGGACAAAUGAAUAUUCAAUAAUACUCACUGGUGCCGCUUUCUAUCAUCGAUACUAUAACACACUAUAUACUCAAUGGUUAAGUCCUCUUUUAAUCAAAACGGUUGAACAAUCACAUAAUUGUGAAGAUAUACUCAUGAACUUUUUAGUCAGUCAUGUAACUCGUCGUCCACCAAUUAAAGUAUCACAAAGAAAACACUACAAAGAACAAACUAACAAUGGAAUGCCCAAAUCACCUUGGAAUGAUCCAGAUCACUUUAUGCAAAGACAAACUUGUUUAAACACGUUUGUAGUACUUUUUGGUUACAUGCCAUUACUUCAAUCAAGUGUAAGAUUCGAUCCAAUCUUAUUCAAGGACCCUGUGUCAAAUUUUCGAAAAAAAUAUAAACAAAUUGAACUGGUAUCCAAUUAGUUGACUAUUAUUUGUUUAUUUGUAAAUUUUUUUUUUGACAACAAUUAUAAGGAUUAAGGUAAAUAGCA
Messenger RNA from Myzus persicae (green peach aphid), 2548 nucleotides. RefSeq names its product exostosin-1 (gene ttv). Bases 264 to 2480 code for a protein of 738 amino acids. Gene Ontology annotation, molecular function: glycosyltransferase activity. Gene Ontology annotation, cellular component: membrane. The record is from RefSeq and is a predicted model, not a curated record. NCBI's taxonomy places the organism in Eukaryota, Metazoa, Arthropoda, Insecta, Hemiptera, Aphididae. The transcript has 8 exons.